AUGCGAACAACACACACAAUAAUAAUCGCAAUACUACUGCUCUUUGUGAGCAUAGCAGUUUUCGUCAAAGCUUCAACACAAGUGAAUUGUAGUGAGCAAAUUAAGAAGCAACCGAUGCAAUAUUGCCACAUGUUUUUAGCAAGGUAUGAGGCUGUAUCGGGAGCUAGUAUUAUCACCAAGCAACAACAAGAACAACCAAAGCAACAAGAUUCACUUCUACAACGUUGUUGUCAACAACUCGGGAAGCUAGAUACGGGAUGUCGGUGCUUGGAAAUACGUGAUUUUGUGCGUUUACAACAACGUGGAGGAUGGGAUGCUCCACGCAUGAAAAGAUUGCUUCAAGAAGCUCCAAACUUACCAAAGACAUGCCUUUUAGGAACUGAGUUGUGCCACAUCUAA
Messenger RNA from Erigeron canadensis, 399 nucleotides. RefSeq names its product 2S albumin seed storage protein-like. Lineage: Eukaryota; Viridiplantae; Streptophyta; Magnoliopsida; Asterales; Asteraceae. The transcript has a single exon. Bases 1 to 399 code for a protein of 132 amino acids. Gene Ontology annotation, molecular function: nutrient reservoir activity. The record is from RefSeq and is a predicted model, not a curated record.